Phyllostomus discolor (pale spear-nosed bat) is the source of this 912-nucleotide messenger RNA. RefSeq names its product interferon lambda-3-like. Gene Ontology annotation, biological process: defense response to virus; innate immune response; positive regulation of immune response. The transcript has 7 exons. The coding region runs from base 1 to 912 and encodes 303 amino acids. The record is from RefSeq and is a predicted model, not a curated record. Lineage: Eukaryota; Metazoa; Chordata; Mammalia; Chiroptera; Phyllostomidae. Gene Ontology annotation, molecular function: cytokine activity.
AUGAGACCAAGUGGUGCAACCGUGGCGUCCGUGGGGCUGUGGGUCUUGGUAACGGUGAGAGUGGUGGUGGACCUGGGAGUGCCUGAACCCCGGCGCUGCCUCCUCUCACACUACCCCCGGCUGGACCCCAGGGCGCUGGCGGUGGUCGAGGCCCUGAGGAACCACCACGCCGUGUUGAGCCACCUGACAAUCCCCAAGUUGUUUCUUGGCGUCGCCCAUACCCCGGAGCUGCUGUCGGCUGCGCAGAGGGACGUGGUGUCCUGCCCUCCACCCUCAGCCCCUGACCCUGUCUGUGCCCUCAUGUGUCUCUCCUUCUGUAACACAGACUUGCCUGUGGGUUGCAUGCUGGUGCUGAUGCUGAUGACCAUGGUGCUGACCAGGAUGGGAGCAGUUCCUGUCCCCACGCCCCUCAGUGCCCUCCCAGGUGCAAGGGGCUGCCCCAUGGCCCAGUUCAAGUCUCUGUCCCCACAAGACAUGAAGGCCUUCAGGAGAGCCAAGGAUGCUUUGGAGGAGUCCCUGCUGCUGAAGAACUGGAGCUGCAGCUCCUACCCAUUCCCCAGGACCCGGAACCUGAGGCAGCUGCAGGUGUGGGAGCGCCCCGUGGCCUUGGAGGCUGAGCUGGCCCUGACACUGAAGGUCCUGGAGACUGUGGCUAACUCCACCCUGGGGGACAUCCUGGACCAGCCCCUUCACACGCUUCGCUACAUCCACACCAAGCUUCAGGCCUGUGUCCCAGCUCAGGCCUCAGCAGGCCCCAGGCCCCGGGGCCACCUCCACCGCUGGCUGCGACGCCUCCAGGAGGCUUCAGAGAAGGAGUCCACUGGUUGCCUUGAAGCCUCUGUCACAUUCAACCUCUUCCGCCUCCUCACCCAUGACCUGAAAUGUGUUGCCAGUGGAGACCUGUGUGUCUGA